This is a messenger RNA of Chondrus crispus (carragheen), 699 nucleotides long. RefSeq lists its product as hypothetical. The coding region runs from base 1 to 699 and encodes 232 amino acids. Lineage: Eukaryota; Rhodophyta; Florideophyceae; Gigartinales; Gigartinaceae. The transcript has a single exon. The record is from RefSeq and is a predicted model, not a curated record.
AUGUUCCCACCUUGCGCACAAUUAUGGGGACAAAUAGCAACACACGGAAGAGGGGAUUUAAAAAAGGGUGUUCCCUCUCCAAACUUCAUUCGAUCAUUUAGGGCGCGUCACCGGGAUAUUACGUGUCGCAAUUAUGAGAAGAGGGAGCUUGCAAAGCUCAAAGGGGAAUCUUUUAAGCAUCUAAAAACGUUCGAAGCUGCUCUAAAGCAGGUUUCAAAGGCUAAUCCUGGUAUUUUUGAGAAACCGGAAUUCAUAUGGAAUCUUGAUGAAACAAAAGUUUCUGGGGAACAUGGGCAGAACGUGAAAGUGUUCGGAUCAUCAGAUACAAGUCACGGUGGUUUUAGGUCCACAAAUGCUGUUGCGGGUACAGGCAAGCAUCUCACUGCUGUAGUAGUCUCCUCAGCAGCUGGACAUGUAGUGCCUCCGUUCUUCAUUCUUGCUGGUGUUAACCAAAUGCAGCGCUGGUUCGAAUCUCUCCACCCCGAGAUAUUCAAGGACGAACUUGGUUUCCCGCAUUGGAUGACUCGAGACAACUGGUAUCCCGAAGAAUCUUGCCUCGUCCCCACAGCAAAUCGAUCAAUGAAAAAAAGUAUUUUACCGCUUUCGAUCGAGCACGUGAACGUCAAUAUACGUAAAUACGUUCCUUCUAGUCAAAAGGUGUUGCUAACAUUAGAUGGUCAUUCGUCGAGAGGCGGAUAG